GGAGAUUCCGGUUCCGGGUUUUACCUCGUCGCUCUCGGAGGCGCUCGCUCGACUGAUAUGUUAUUUUAUCCCAAACCUCACACGAUUGUCGAGAGGUCCAAGUAAGGUUUUAAAGCAAACCAAGUGCCGCUCCCGCCGCGAACAUGACGACCCGUUCGGAGAGAGAAAAGGCCCAGAAGCUGAACGAGCAGCACCAGGCCAUCCUGUCCAAAAUGCUGCGAGAAGACGACAACAAGUACUGCGCCGACUGCGAGGCGAAAGGUCCAAGAUGGGCAUCCUGGAAUCUGGGAGUAUUUAUCUGCAUUCGGUGUGCUGGCAUCCACAGGAACCUCGGAGUUCACAUAUCUAGAGUCAAGUCUGUCAAUCUGGAUCAGUGGACCUCAGAUCAAAUCCAGAGCAUACAGGACAUGGGCAACACCAGAGCCAGACAGCUUUACGAGGCCAACCUUCCGGAAAGCUUCAGAAGACCUCAGACAGACCAAGCUGUUGAAUUCUUCAUCAGGGAUAAAUAUGAGAAGAAGAAAUACUACAGCAGGAACAUGACCAACGGCGGAAGUCCUAAAGACAAUAAGAAAGAGAAGGAGCCUGAUCGAGUGAGCAAGGUUUCAUCUUACACCAAGAGCGAGGAGUCAAGGCCAGUCCCCAAAAUUAGCCCAGCAAAGACCACAGAGCCCUCUGUGAACCUACUAGGACUUGAUGUACCAGCAGCUGCAGCGACGACUAACAAUGGUAGCAUGAGCACAAGCCAGAGCAACAAUGACCUGGAUAUAUUCGGACCAAUGGUUUCCAACCCACUUCCUGCAUCCACACCAGCAACUCAGUUCUCUCAGGUGAGUUCCAGUAGUGCGGCAAGUACACCGACACAAGCUCCAGCCGCCGCAGCAGCAGCACCGCCCGUCAGUUCUGGAUCAGGACCCGGGGAGCUAGACUUGUUCAGUGAAGGCAGCAGCGCAGCUAAAACAGAUGACAGUGCGAAGAAACCGUUGUCCAAGGACUCCAUCCUCUCUCUGUAUGGGACCAGCAGCAUGUCGCAGCAGGCUCCUGCUGCGGGCAUGUUCAUGGGUCCAGCUCAGAUGCAGUUUCCAGUCCAGGCGGCGGCCGGUUACCAGGCCUUCCCAGGCAUGGGAGCAGCCAUGCCCCCUACGACGGUCAUGGGAGCCAUGAUGGCUCAGAGCGGCGCCGCCGCCAUGAUGGGGCCGAGUCCCGGGAUGAUGGUGGGAAUGACGAUGCCCAACGGCUUCAUGGGAAACGCACCUGCUGGCGGCAUGAUGGGAAUGGCUCCGAGAAUGAUGGCUCCUCAGGGUGGCGCUAUGCCCUCAGGCAUGGUCCCGGCGCAGGGAAUGUAUGCCAUUCAGCCGGGCCAGCAAGCUCAGUGGAACAUGGGUCAGGUGAACCAGCAAAUGUCAGGUCUGGCUCUGAACGGCGCGGGCGGUCAGAUGGCCUUCGCUCAGCCCCCGACAGCGAUGGGCGGGUGGGCAGCCCCAGGGUCCGGGCAGACGUUGAGCACACAGCUGUGGAAGUGAGAACUCUGGAAGAGGAGGAGUGGAGGAAGCAGAAAGUGCAUUAUACAUAUAUCCCGUGCUGCUCGGCACUUCAAAAUGGUGUCCAUCUUCAUCAUGGAUCAGCCUUCAGACCAUGACAAUUGUAUCUGUUUCCCCUUUCUAUCUCUCUCUCUCUCUCUUCUUCUUCUCUCAAACGUGUGAGUGAGUUGGGAGUGGAGGAACUCGGCAGGAUAUAGGCUUUUUUUUUUUCAACUGUUAUUUUCCUAUUUUGGAAAGAUUACAGAGGAGUGAACAGUCCCAACACAAACGAGAUUGACAUAUCGGGGGAACAGCUGCAGGACCAGUUACACAAGCUUUUAUUGUACCACUGUAUCAUGAUAAAGUUAUAGUACAUUUAAGAAGAAUUGUAUUUAAAGGGAGGGAACACGACAAUCACGUCUCUGUUCGGCUCCGAGAUGUACAGCGCUGUAUAACCUUCUUUUAAAGUCCUUGUGGUUCCUCUAAU
Synchiropus splendidus (mandarinfish) is the source of this 2007-nucleotide messenger RNA. RefSeq names its product stromal membrane-associated protein 1-like. Bases 144 to 1523 code for a protein of 459 amino acids. The record is from RefSeq and is a predicted model, not a curated record. Gene Ontology annotation, molecular function: metal ion binding; GTPase activator activity. Gene Ontology annotation, biological process: regulation of clathrin-dependent endocytosis. The transcript has 10 exons. NCBI's taxonomy places the organism in Eukaryota, Metazoa, Chordata, Actinopteri, Syngnathiformes, Callionymidae.